AUGGCGGCGAUCGACGUUUCGGUGACGAGCACGUUGCGGCAGAUGUGGCAAUGCACAUCGCCAGGUCUGAACUUCAACUUCGCGUUGUCUCGACAGAUCUCGGUGUCGGAGGUGCCAGACAGCGCAAAUGGGGGAGGAGGCGCGAGCUUCUUCGACGCGCUGCGCCGGCGCUUGGCCCAUCGCCUGGGCCUCAACUUCCGGCGCCUCGGCCUGGCGGCUUCAGCGGAGGCGCUGGGGCCGCAGAGCCCGUGGCAGGCGGAGGCGCUGGUGGCGGUGGCCAUGCAGUAUGCCGAGGCGCCGGGCCUGGCUCACUUCGCGCGCGCCCUUCACGAUGGUGACCUGGAGGCCAUUGCUAAGGUCCUGGAUGGGCCCUGUGACCCCAACGCGCUGCUUGCCGCAGGGCCCCGCAGCUUGCCGCUGCAUUUGGCGGCGGCACAUGGAAAAGCAGCAGUAGUGGAGUGCCUCUUGGAGGCCGGGGCCGAUCAGGAGAAGGAAGACCUCCAGGGCGUGACCGCGCUCUUCAUGGCAGCAUUUCACGACCACGUGUCUGUGGUGAAAGUGCUCCUCAAAGCCAAAGCCGACAAGGACCGGGCGGACACAGACGGGUUGACACCUCUGUGUGCUGCCGCGGCCAAUGGGCACCGCGCGGUGGUGGAGUGCUUGUUGGAGGCCGGCGCCAACAAGGACAAGCACGACAACGACGGCAACACGCCUCUGCUGGCGGCUGUCAUCAACGAUCGGAUGCUGGUGGUCUGCUGCUUGUUGUCGGCCAAAGCUGACCAAAACGCGCGGAAUGUCCAAGGCUUCACCGCCUUAACCGCCGGGGCCAACAACGGCCAUGCGGAUGUAGUCCGGUGCUUGCUGGAUGCUGGCACUGACAAGAACCAGGCCUGCGACGACGAGCGCACGGCCUUAUUUGUGGCUGCCGCCAACGACCGCCAGGCAGCCGUCAGCUGCUUGCUGCAAGUGGGCGCCAACACCGACCAGGCGGACAACGAUGGCAUCACGCCGCUCUUCGCGGCAGCCUCCUUGGGGCACAGGGAGGUGGUGUCUUACCUGCUGGAAGCCAAAGCGGAUGCGGCAAAGCUUGAGACCAACAAGGGCCGGGGUCCGCUGUUGGCGUCGGUGAUCAACGGGCACCUGCCGGUGGUGGAGUGCCUGCUGGAGGCCCGCGCCUUCGCUGACCAGGCAGACUUCGCGGGGCUCACGCCGCUGAUGGCGGCGGCCAUCAACGCGGACGCCAAAGUGGUCCGCUGGUUAUUGGAUGCCAAAGCCGACAAGGAGAAGGUGGACGGCGAUGGGAACACGCCUCUGAUGGCCGCUGCGGUGCGGGGCCACGAGGCAGUGCUUUGCAGCCUCUUGGACGCCGGUGCUGACCAGGACCACGCGGACUGCGACGGGAUUUCGCCCCUCUGCGCUGCGGCCGGGCACGGGCACUUGGCGGUAACCAGGCAGAAGCCAGAGGCUGUGGAGGGCUGGAGGGCUGGGCGAAUGCAACAUCUCCUUGCCAAGUUGAGGAUAGGGCAGACGAUGAGGGCAGCACAGCGUUGA
Molecule: messenger RNA, 1551 nt
Organism: Effrenium voratum
Lineage: Eukaryota; Dinophyceae; Suessiales; Symbiodiniaceae
Source: the annotation of a GenBank genome assembly